AUGUCUGCAAGAGCACCGCUGGUCGUUCCCGCUCUCAAGCGUCAUACUGCGACUGUCAUCUUCGCCCAUGGAUUAGGGGACAGCGGCUCUGGCUGGAUCUUUCUGGCCGAGAACUGGCGACGACGAAGCAAGUUUGAAGAAGUGUCUUUUGUAUUUCCAAACGCGCCAAAUAUCCCCAUCACAUUGAACAUGGGCAUGAAGAUGCCCGGUUGGUACGAUCUCAAGUCACUGAGCACUCUAGACGACCGCGACGAGGACCAAGAAGGCAUCCACCGGUCGCGCGACUAUUUCCACGCCCUCAUCGACCAAGAGAUUGAAAAGGGCAUCCCGGCAAACCGCAUCGUCAUUGGAGGCUUUUCACAGGGCGGCGCCAUGUCGCUGCUCUCUGGUGUGACGUACAAAAAGCAGUUGGGAGGCAUCAUGGGCUUAAGCAGCUACUUGAUUCUACGCCAGACCAUCAAGGACAUGAUUCCCACAGACAACCCAAACCAGAACGUCCCUAUCUUCAUGGCCCAUGGCGAUGCAGACCCAGUGGUAGCGCACAAGUGGGGAAAGCUGAGUGCGGAGGAGCUGGAGAAGCAUGGAUUCAAGGUGGACUUUAGGACCUACAAGGGAAUGGGCCACUCAGCGGAUCCUAGUGAGAUUGACCACAUCGAAGCCUAUCUUAAUAAACAGAUCCCGCCUCUGGGGGACGCGAAACCUGAGGGCUCGCUUUGA
This is a messenger RNA of Plenodomus lingam JN3, 717 nucleotides long. RefSeq lists its product as uncharacterized. The record is from RefSeq and is a predicted model, not a curated record. Gene Ontology annotation, molecular function: carboxylic ester hydrolase activity; palmitoyl-(protein) hydrolase activity. Gene Ontology annotation, biological process: protein depalmitoylation. NCBI's taxonomy places the organism in Eukaryota, Fungi, Ascomycota, Dothideomycetes, Pleosporales, Leptosphaeriaceae. Gene Ontology annotation, cellular component: cytoplasm.